CCGGACUUCGGCCGGGGUUCGGAGGGGUAGCCGGGGCAUCCGCGGCGCCUCCUCUCCGCUCCCUCACCCCUCGGGGUCGGUCCCCUUCGCGGCGCGGAGGGCGGCGGGCGCGGCGCGGCCAUGGCCGAGGAGCCCAGCGCGCUGCCCUGGUCCAUCAAUAAAGAUGACUACGAGCUGCAGGAGGUCAUCGGGAGUGGAGCGACUGCGGUGGUGCAGGCGGCCUUCUGCAUUCCGAAGAAGGAGAAGGUGGCAAUUAAACGGAUCAAUCUGGAGAAGUGUCAGACGAGCAUGGAUGAACUCCUGAAAGAAAUUCAAGCCAUGAGUCAGUGCCAUCACCCCAACAUUGUAUCUUACUACACAUCCUUCGUGGUGAAAGAUGAGCUUUGGCUGGUGAUGAAGUUACUUAGUGGAGGCUCUGUUUUGGAUAUUAUCAAGCACAUCGUGGCCAAAGGAGAACACAAGACUGGUGUCCUGGAUGAACCCUGUAUAGCCACAAUCCUUAAGGAGGUGCUGGAGGGACUGGACUACCUGCAUAAAAAUGGGCAAAUCCACAGGGAUGUGAAAGCAGGAAAUAUUCUUCUUGGAGAAGAUGGCUCAGUGCAAAUUGCAGACUUUGGCGUUAGCGCGUUUCUGGCCACUGGUGGUGACAUUACCAGGAAUAAAGUCAGGAAAACUUUUGUGGGCACGCCUUGCUGGAUGGCACCAGAAGUUAUGGAGCAGGUCAGAGGAUAUGAUUUCAAGGCAGACAUCUGGAGCUUUGGGAUCACUGCUAUCGAGCUGGCUACAGGGGCAGCUCCUUACCAUAAAUACCCCCCGAUGAAGGUUUUAAUGCUGACACUACAAAAUGAUCCCCCAUCUUUGGAAACUGGUGUGCAAGAUAAGGAGAUGCUGAAGAAGUAUGGGAAAUCAUUUAGGAAAAUGAUUUCAUCGUGCCUACAAAAAGACCCUGAAAAAAGACCCACAGCAGCAGAACUCUUAAGACACAAAUUUUUCACGAAAGCAAAGAAUAAAGAAUUUUUGCAAGAGAAGAUGUUGCAGAGAGCACCAACAAUCACUGAAAGAUCCAAAAAGGUCCGGAGGGUCCCAGGCUCCAGUGGGCGUCUUCAUAAGACUGAAGAUGGUGGCUGGGAAUGGAGUGAUGAUGAACUAGAUGAAGAAAGUGAGGAAGGCAGAGCAGCAAUUUCACAGCUCAGGUCUCCCAGAGUGAAAGAACCUGUACAGAAUUCCGAGGUUUUGUUCUCUGAAGGGAAAGACAAGUCAAAGCAGGGUUUUUCUGCUGUGACAGGAUGGCUGCUUGGAACUCUCUUUCCGUCAGCUGAGCCUCCAGGUCCUUCACUCAAUGCUCCAGCACAGGCACCUACUCAACUACCUCAGGCUGCAGGACAAGCACCUGCACAACCUCAAACUGCUGUACCUCCACCUAGUCAGGCUCCUCCAGCAGCCCCAGCAGCAGCCCCAGCAGCAGCCCCAGCAGCAGCCCCAGCAGCAGCCCCAGCAGCAGCUCCAGCAGCAGCUCCAGCAGCAGCCCCAGCAGCAGCCCAGGCCCCACCUGCAGCUGCUGCAGCUCCGGUACAGGAAGACACAAAAGUCCCCAUCAGCCUUGUACUAAGGUUAAGGAAUUCAAAAAAAGAGCUCAAUGAUAUUCGAUUUGAAUUCACCCCAGGGAGAGAUACUGCGGAUGGUGUGUCCCAGGAGCUCAUUUCAGCAGGGCUUGUUGAUGGCAGAGAUCUGGUAAUAGUUGCAGCUAAUUUGCAGAAAAUUGUGGAAGAGCCCCAAGCAAACAGAUCCGUCACUUUCAAACUGGCAUCUGGUGUCGAAGGCUCGGAUAUCCCAGAUGAUGGCAAACUUAUAGGAUUUGCACAGCUCAGCAUCAGCUAAACAAUGGUCCCAGGAGAUGUUUCCCAACCGAGAACCCACAUGUGCAUAUUCGUAAUGCUUCUGUUAGCCUAAAAAAAAAAAACCACUACUGCCAAAGAAUUGAACUACAGCCCCCUUCCUAGAAGCUUUAACAUUUUCCUUAAUAGGAUCACAAACCUUCCUGAAAUUACCGAUGACGUUUACACCUUUUGUAAACAACUCUCAUGUUUUUGUAUCUGUCAUCUCAAACAUGCAGACCCAACACGUCAUUGCCUGCAUGUUCAUUUUAUUAUUGCCUUACUUUAAAGAAAAAUACUACUGAGUACGAAGCAGGGGGUUCCACUGCUCUGAUGAUCUUGCCUAAAUGUUUGCUUACAUGUGGUUUCAUUUUUUUUCACUUGCUAUUUUUGCACAAGUUUUAAUACUGAACGGAUUUUUUUUUUUGUUCUUUACCUGCUUCUCCUUCUAUCUGAAACACCAAUGUACAUGUUGUUUGGGUCACCUGGAGUGCUGAGAAAUCUGCUUCUCUUUGGCUGUGUGUUUUAAAACUGCUGGUUUGAAUGCUUGCACCUGAGAAAGCAAGCUGAGUCUUAACCCACAGGAGGGAGAGCCGCCUUCCCUUGUGUUUGUGCUUUUGAGAAGUUCCUUGACUUUUGAGGUGUUAGAAGUCAGCUUCCCUUUGUAAACUGCCUUAAUUUUAUUUUUUUUUUACCAUUUUGGUUCUCUCCACAUGAGUGCCAGGCGUGGCAUGAGGGCUGAACCUUUUAAUUUACGUUAAGCAGUCCUUCCUCAAAACGUCUUUCAUCCUCUGCAUCUUAGAUGUAGUCUAUUCUUGAAGCAGACCAGUGAGGCAUUGCUACUGGUCUUUCAGAUGAUGAACACAAUAUCCAUGGUCAGAGGGAGAGGAGAUCUGUGUCACCCUGUGUUUGGGAAACACGCGCUUCAGACUGUUCCUCAAGCCCAGUUCUGCCAUGCCUGGCUGCGCAGAGAGUCCUCCCGACGUGUUUUCCCGGUCCUUCGCAAACUGGUACCCGUGGAACCAUCCCUGUCGUGUUUUACAGCAAUAAAGAAUCGCCAGCAGAGUGGUUGUACUGGGCAAGCGGGCGCCGGGCUGUGUCCCUCCUGCACUAACGGCCUGGGCCGGCACCUCCUCGCCGGCCGAGCCCCCACGUUUGAUCAGGAUGUCACUGAAACCCCGUCACACACGUAUUUAGCUUUUCUUUCUAUGUGGUGUUGAAGUUGAGUUUCUACAUGAAUAAUAUAAAUUAUGCUCUGAGUUUGAUAAGAGACACUUGUAAUGCAAUAUGUGAAUAAUAAAUGGUGUUGACUCUUUUUUUUUUUUUUUCUUUUCCUACUGUUUCACAGUUGGCCUUUGUAACUGCUCUUGGCUCUGGAGUGUUUUCUACACAGAAAUCGUUAAGUCUGUAAUUUAGCACGCAGAUGGAAAUGUGUUUUGUUUCCAUCAGCCACAAACAAUGCAGAAACAGAGCAGAAUGACUAGGUUCAAUUAGGACUUAUUUUAAUUUCCAAGUCUUCAGAUGAACAAUCUGUAUUUAUAUCUGGUUCUCUAUGAGCAGCUGUGGAAGCUUCCGGAAAUGGUGCAUGUUCUUUUUGUACCACCCUUGUUGCUUUUAGCCUUGGGUGGAUAUUGGGUAUGUCCCCGUGGGCUCUUUGCAGCCCCGUGGCUGGUGAGUGUGAAGGGGAGGAAGAGGAUUUGGGAGCGAGAGCAUCCCAGGGUGUUGAGCAGAUGCUCUCAAGAGCCCAGGAGACGAGUGCCCAAUACCAGGGAGUUGGUGGUGGCUGGAUUUGGCCAAGUGCAUGGGGCACCUCUGGCACUAUUCCCUGUUGUCUGACACAAAGCACUCCCCACAGCAUCCCCCGACGAGCUGCUUGGCUUGGGAAGAGCAGGCUGGCACCGUGAUUUUCAUGUCACCCUGUGCUCAGUAUGGAUUUACUGGAAACCUUUAGGAUACAGAGACGAGGUAGUUGUGGUACAGUAUUAUUUUCCCCUCUGCCUGCAUGCCAUGGGGACCUCCUUGUUCAUUUGUGUACUGGUGCUGAGGAAGGUAGGACUCAAACUGCUCAAAUGGAACAAUACAGCAUCUAUUUAUUGUUAUUCCCCAUCUUCCCAAAGCCAGGACUUAGAGAGCUUGAGCUCACACUAACCCAAGGCUCCGUAGUUCUUUAAUGGAGAAAAUAAGUAAGGAAGAAACUGAUGGUUUUUGCUCUAUAGAUCUCCAGAUCUUUUGGGUAGGGAUCCAAAGUAUUUACUUGGGCUAUUACAGUGCUAGACAACUGUCUUUUCUGAUGUUGUUCCAGUAAGUGCCAAUGCUAUUCAUAAUUGUUUUCCAGUGUCAUUAAGAAUUUGGUUUUUGUGCAAAUCUGAACCUGGAAGCAGGUGGUAAUUUUAAGUUAGUUCCUACUUUUAAGGACAAUGCUCUGUUAAUGAAAACGGAUCCUCUUCACAACUUUGGUGUAUUGUAGAUUAUAAUGAAAGAUGUAAAAUAUUCAGGCUUUUUUUCCUUUUUUGGACUUUGUAUUUUACUGCAUGUCUCUAAUUUUUAAUCAAUAAAGAACAAAUUGUCCAUUG
Molecule: messenger RNA, 4447 nt
Organism: Chiroxiphia lanceolata (lance-tailed manakin)
Lineage: Eukaryota; Metazoa; Chordata; Aves; Passeriformes; Pipridae
Gene: OXSR1
Product: oxidative stress responsive kinase 1
Exons: 19
Coding region: 121-1878 (585 amino acids)
Biological process (GO): protein phosphorylation
Molecular function (GO): ATP binding; protein serine/threonine kinase activity
Source: RefSeq, a predicted model, not a curated record